Messenger RNA from Saitoella complicata NRRL Y-17804, 2085 nucleotides. Its product is annotated as Pkinase-domain-containing protein. Gene Ontology annotation, cellular component: cytoplasm. The transcript is spliced from 4 exons. Gene Ontology annotation, biological process: intracellular signal transduction; protein phosphorylation. Lineage: Eukaryota; Fungi; Ascomycota; Saitoellomycetes; Saitoellales; Saitoellaceae. The coding region runs from base 130 to 2085 and encodes 651 amino acids. The record is from RefSeq and is a predicted model, not a curated record. Gene Ontology annotation, molecular function: protein serine/threonine kinase activity; ATP binding.
GCGAUUCACCGCCAAACAGUCAUAGCAAGAAUCCAAUCUACCAGACCGUCAAGCAUUCACCCCAGUCAACAACCUCCAAGCCCUGCCAUUCGAACAGCGUGAUCAGAGAGAUACAAGGAAGUGCGAGUGAUGUCAUCACCACCCCUUACACGUCAAGAUCCACAUGAGAAGGAGAGACAGGAGAAGAGACGGCAGGAGGAUGAGUUGAGGAAUAAUGGAUAUGCUGGGAAGCCGCGGUUGGGGCAGUAUGCUAUACUCGAAACGCUCGGUGAAGGGUCUUUCGGUAAAGUCAAACUUGCGAUUCAUGUCCAUACACACCAGAAAGUUGCGUUGAAGAUCAUUAACCGCAAGACGCUCGCGAAUUCGGAUAUGGCUGGGCGCGUGGAGAGGGAGAUCCAGUAUCUGAAGUUGCUGAGGCAUCCGCAUAUCAUCAAGUUGUAUGAGGUUAUCACAACGCCUACGGAUAUCUUCAUGGUCAUUGAGUAUGCUGGUGGGGAGCUGUUCGACUACAUCGUCAACCGCGGAAAGAUGCCCGAAGACGACGCCCGCCGCUUCUUCCAACAAAUGAUCUCCGCAGUCGACUACUGCCACCGUCACAAAAUCGUUCACCGUGACCUCAAACCCGAAAACCUCCUCCUCGACGACGACCUCAACGUCAAAAUCGCAGAUUUCGGUCUUUCAAAUCUCAUGACCGACGGAGACUUCCUGAAAACGAGCUGCGGUAGUCCGAAUUAUGCUGCACCUGAGGUUAUAUCGGGAAAAUUGUAUGCGGGGCCGGAGGUUGAUGUUUGGAGUUGUGGUGUGAUUUUGUAUGUUAUGCUUUGUGGACGGUUGCCGUUUGAUGAUGAGUAUAUUCCGACGUUGUUUAAGAAGAUUUCUGGUGGUAUCUAUACACUCCCAAGUCACUUGUCACCGGGUGCGAAGUCCCUUCUGUCGAAAAUGUUGGUGGUUGAUCCCAUCCAGCGUAUCACCAUCACCGAAAUCAUCGAAAACAAAUGGUUCCGCCACGACCUCGAAGACUACCUCUUCCCUGAGUACGGCAUCGACAACGUCCCCAUCGACGACUCCAUCGUCCACCAACUUUCCAAAACGAUGGGCUACGAACUCGACGACGUUUACGAAGUUCUACGCACGAAGGUCGCGACGCGGGAUGCCCUUGAGAUCCGGAAUGCGUACAAGAUGGUGUUGGAGGGGGAGAUGCUGAAGAAUGAUCCGAGGUUUAAGGGGGUCACGCAGAGGAAUAAGAGUUUCAUGAGUGAGAGUCCGCCGCCAUGGACUGUGCAGGAUAAUAAGCAUAACAGUAUGCUGCCGGAUCAGCGGCUCCGUCAGAAGGCUUUGCUAUCUGGACGUCGGAAUCCGUUGGCUGGUGCGAAUGCGUUGGCGCCGUUGACGUUUUCUGCAUCGGCGAGUUCUGCGGCUGAUGUGGGCGAUUUGCCAAAGUCGACGAUCUCGAUCUUGCCGUCAAGUUUACCGCAGUAUCAUGAUGCACUCAUGACCAAGCUUCGAGAAGAGAAGGGAGAUACGGAUCCGUACGUUCCGCCUCAACUGAAGAAAUCUCGGCCUACGCGCUGGCAUUUCGGCAUUAGGAGCCGGAGUCCGCCGUUGGAGGUCAUGCAUGAGAUUUACCGUGCGUUGAAGAACUUGGGUGCGGAAUGGAGGGAUGAGGAGAAAGAGCGUGGUGGAGGUCAUGAGCGCCAGACGAGUGCGAAGUCUCAGACGGAGAAGGAUGGAAAUGGGGAGGGAGGGGAAGAGGAAGGUGGUGAGGAAGAGGGAUAUUUCCCUCCACCUCUCGAUCCAUUCAAGAUCAAGUGCCGGUGGAGGAAGUGUGCGGAUGCGGAGAGUGAUGAAGAUGAUGUCAUGGUGUUCAUGGAGAUACAGCUGUACCAACUCGAACCACUGAAUUAUCUGGUGGAUUUCAAGUGUAAUGGGUAUGCGAAUUGUCCUCGACUCGGAAAGGAAGGUCAGGUGGGAGGAGAGGAAUUGGAGAUCAAGAGUCAGAGGAGGACGGAUAAGGAGGUUACGAGUGUUUUCCCGUUUUUGGAGUUGAGUAAUCGCUUGAUUACGGAGUUAGCUGUUGGUGGGUGA